AUGUCUGGAAACAGCACUAAACCGACUCUUGCAGCCGAUGCUGUGCUCAAGCAGUCUGUUGAUAUGCCUGCUGGCUCUGUCAAGGUAUCUGGUAUUGACUUUGACGAGGCCAAGAACACCAAUAUUGGUGCCAAGGAGCUGAUAGAUGGCAUGAAACACAUGGGAUUCCAAGCCAGCUCACUCGGACAAGCUUGUGAUAUCAUUAACGAGAUGCGUGCUUGGAGAGGAAAAGAUGAGGAGACAGGUGAGGAACAGAAGUGUACUAUCUUCCUUGGCUUCACCUCCAACAUGAUCUCGUCUGGAAUGAGAAGCACUCUCAAAUACCUGGUCAAGAAUAAGCUUGUUUCUGCCGUUGUCACUACUGCCGGUGGUAUUGAAGAGGAUUUGAUCAAGUGUUUGGCUGACACUUACCUCGGCGAGUUCAGUCUCAAGGGAUCGAAGCUGCGUGACCAGGGUCUCAACCGUAUUGGCAACCUGCUUGUACCCAAUGACAACUACUGUCGAUUUGAAGAAUGGAUUGUGCCCAUUUUGGACAAGAUGCUCGAAGAGCAAGAAGAGAACUUUAAAAAGUUCUCUGACAAGGUCGCCGAUUCUGGCGAGGUACCCUGGUGGACUCCAUCUAAAGUCAUUGACCGACUUGGUAAAGAGAUCAAUGACGAAGAGUCGGUUCUUUACUGGUGUCACAAGAACCAGAUCCCCGUGUUCUGUCCUGCUCUUACUGACGGUUCAUUAGGAGACAUGUUAUUCUUCCACACGUUCAAGGCCUCACCCAACCAACUCCGAAUCGACCUUGUAUCCGACAUCCGACGCAUCAACUCGCUCGCCAUGGCAGCUCCUCAAGCCGGCAUGAUCAUUCUCGGUGGAGGUGUCAUCAAACACCACAUCGCCAACGCCUGUCUCAUGAGAAACGGAGCUGACUACGCCGUCUACAUCAACACCGGCCAGGAAUUCGACGGCAGCGAUGCCGGUGCCCGUCCCGACGAGGCCAUCUCCUGGGGUAAAAUCAAGGCCGACGCCAAGCACGUCAAAGUCUACGCCGACGCUACCCUCGUGUUCCCUCUCGUUGUCGGCGCCACCUUUGCCAGCGGCGACAAUCUCUAG
Sugiyamaella lignohabitans is the source of this 1101-nucleotide messenger RNA. RefSeq names its product Dys1p (gene DYS1). The record is from RefSeq and is a predicted model, not a curated record. Gene Ontology annotation, molecular function: deoxyhypusine synthase activity. The transcript has a single exon. Gene Ontology annotation, cellular component: cytoplasm. NCBI's taxonomy places the organism in Eukaryota, Fungi, Ascomycota, Dipodascomycetes, Dipodascales, Trichomonascaceae. Gene Ontology annotation, biological process: peptidyl-hypusine biosynthetic process. Bases 1 to 1101 code for a protein of 366 amino acids.